Messenger RNA from Mangifera indica (mango), 2532 nucleotides. Its product is annotated as protein CHROMATIN REMODELING 19. Gene Ontology annotation, cellular component: nucleus. The transcript is spliced from 12 exons. Bases 122 to 2314 code for a protein of 730 amino acids. Lineage: Eukaryota; Viridiplantae; Streptophyta; Magnoliopsida; Sapindales; Anacardiaceae. The record is from RefSeq and is a predicted model, not a curated record. Gene Ontology annotation, molecular function: chromatin binding; ATP binding; ATP-dependent chromatin remodeler activity.
UAGCCCGCGCUCGUCACUUAUUCUACCGCCUGUUUUUCUUCUCUUUGAUUCUGCAAUAUUAAGUUAAAAAGCUAGGGCUUUUUCAGCAAUGAAACACGCAAUUGAAUAAGUAAACGGAACAAUGAAGCGAGAAUUCGUCGAAAUCUCGGACGACGAAUGGGAAAAUCAUUCCUUCAAGCCGUCUCGAGUACUCAAGAUAAAAACUCAGACAACAAAACCUCCUCCUUCAAUCGAAUCGUUCGCUUUUAAAGCCGAAAAUCACCACAAAAAAUUAGACGAAAAUCUUGAGGAUGAAGAUGUAGAGGAGGAGGGACCCGUGCCCGUCACAAUCAAUCGUGGCCGUCGAUUCAUUGUUGACGACGACGAUGAGGAUCAGCAGAGCGAAGGAGAUUUUGCUGAACUUUAUGAAGUAAAGUCUUCUACUGAAGAGGAUGAAAUGUUAGAAGAUUAUGAACAUGAGGAGGAUGAUGUGGUUGGGAAAGCUUUGCAAAAAUGUGCUAAAAUAUCGGCGGAGCUUAAAAGAGAGUUAUAUGGUACUUCUAGUACCGCUUGUGAUCGCUACGCGGAAGUUGAAGCUUCCUCGGUUAGGAUUGUGACUCAGAAUGAUAUUGAUGAAGCAUGUGGGGAUGAGGAUGAGGAUGAGGAUUUUCAGCCUGUUCUCAAGCCCUAUCAGCUGGUUGGUGUCAAUUUUCUUCUCUUGUUGUAUCGAAAGGGCAUUGGGGGAGCCAUAUUGGCAGAUGAGAUGGGUCUUGGGAAGACCAUUCAGGCUGUGACAUAUUUGAUGCUUCUAAAGCACUUGAAUAAUGACCCUGGACCCCACUUAAUUGUAUGUCCUGCCUCUGUUUUGGAAAAUUGGGAGAGAGAACUUAAGAAGUGGUGUCCAUCAUUUUCUAUACUCCAAUAUCAUGGGGCUGCACGAACAGCCUAUUCAAAAGAGUUGAGCUCUUUGGCCAAAGCUGGAUUGCCUCCUCCGUUUAAUGUGCUUCUUGUCUGCUAUUCACUUUUUGAACGUCACAGUGUGCAGCAGAAAGAUGACCGUAAAAUUCUGAAAUCUUGGCAUUGGAGCUGUGUGCUGAUGGAUGAGGCUCAUGCUUUGAAGGAUAAAAACAGCUAUAGGUGGAAGAACCUAAUGUCAGUUGCUCGAAAUGCAAACCAGCGGCUAAUGCUUACAGGGACUCCACUACAAAAUGAUUUAAAUGAGCUCUGGUCAUUAUUGGAAUUCAUGAUGCCUGAUCUUUUUGCUACUGAGGAUGUAGAUUUGAAGAAACUACUAAACGCAGAAGAUAGAAACUUAAUAGGUAGAAUGAAGUCCAUUUUAGGACCAUUCAUCUUGAGACGUUUAAAAUCUGAUGUAAUGCAACAACUUGUCCCAAAAAUACAGAAGGUUGAGUAUGUUAUAAUGGAAAAACAGCAGGAUAAUGCCUAUAGAGAAGCCAUAGAGGAGUAUCGGGCUGCAUCACGAGCUCGUAUUGCUAAGCUUUCUAAGGCUAAUUUGAGUAAUAUUGUUGGAGUUCUUCCUCAACGUCAGAUUUCCAACUAUUUUGUUCAGUUCCGUAAGAUUGCAAAUCAUCCUUUAUUAGUGAGGCGAAUCUACUCAGAUGACGAUGUUGUUCGAUUUGCUAAAAAGUUACGUCCUAUGGGGGCAUUUGGAUUUGAAUGUACCUUGGACCGAGUAAUACAGGAGCUUAAGAGCUACAAUGAUUUUUCCAUACACCAGCUUUUAUGCUCUUAUGGCGGUGCUGAUACCAAGGGAAUUCUUUCAGACAAACAUGUUAUGCUUUCAGCAAAAUGUCGGGCAUUAGCUGAACUUCUUCCCUCUCUAAAGAAAGGUGGCCAUCGGGUUUUGAUUUUUAGCCAGUGGACGUCAAUGCUUGAUAUCUUAGAGUGGACUUUGGAUGUGAUUGGAGUUACUUAUAGACGACUUGAUGGAAGUACUCAGGUGUCAGAGCGGCAGGCUAUAGUUGAUUCUUUCAAUAGUGAUACUUCCAUCUUUGCUUGUUUGCUUUCCACAAGAGCUGGUGGCCAAGGCUUAAACUUGACUGGUGCUGAUACUGUUGUCAUCCAUGACAUGGAUUUCAAUCCACAAAUUGAUCGACAGGCAGAAGAUCGUUGUCAUCGUAUUGGCCAAACAAAGCCUGUCACCAUAUAUAGGCUGGUAACCAAGGGGACAGUUGAUGAGAAUGUUUAUGAGAUAGCAAAAAGGAAGCUAAUUUUGGAUGCCGCUGUUCUUGAGUCUGGUGCCGAGGUAGCUAAUGAAGGUGACACAUCUGAUAUGACUAUGGGAGAGAUACUGGCGUCUAUUCUGAUGGGUUAGAAAGCUGAUAGCUGCUGACAGAGUCUGCAACCAGAAAAUCAUUUUAUUUUUUGUAUUUGCAUUCGAUUUGUAACUUCUAUUGUUGUCUUAGUUAGAGUUAUUUGAGAAAGGAAAUCAUUCCAAGUUUUGAUAGCGCAUAUUAUACUGCUGUAAAUCAAUCCCUGAGAUACAUGUACCUGAUAAAACUCAAUGAAGUAUUUUAUUACAAGUGUUUGAUA